This is a messenger RNA of Rhododendron vialii, 1841 nucleotides long. RefSeq names its product jasmonate-induced oxygenase 2. NCBI's taxonomy places the organism in Eukaryota, Viridiplantae, Streptophyta, Magnoliopsida, Ericales, Ericaceae. The transcript is spliced from 3 exons. The coding region runs from base 127 to 1200 and encodes 357 amino acids. The record is from RefSeq and is a predicted model, not a curated record.
UCCCCCUCCUCAACCUCAUCUCUCUCUCUCUCUCUCUCUCUCUCUCUAAGGACUUGUUUGUUUCAUUGUACUUCUUUAGAGAAUCUACCUUGGAGGUACCCAAAAAAAAUCCCAGUACUGUUAGGCAUGAAUUGCCCACAGGAUUGGCCAGAGCCAAUAAUCCGUGUCCAAUCCUUAUCCGACAGCGGAAUACCCAAUAUCCCCGAUCGGUUUAUCAAGCCCCCACCGGACAGGCCGGUAACAAACACCGCCGUAAAUGAUGUCAACAUACCCUUAAUCGACCUUAAAGGCCUGUUUGGUGACGACAGUAGUCUCAAGGCAACAACCUUGGACCAGAUAUCCCAAGCGUGUCGGGAGUGGGGAUUUUUUCAGGUCAUAAACCAUGGUAUUAGUCCUCGGCUGAUGGACCUAGCCAGAGACAUCUGGCGCGAUUUUUUCCAUCAGCCGAUGGAGGAAAAGCAGGCUUACGCGAAUUCGCCGAGGACUUACGAAGGGUACGGAAGCCGGUUAGGGGUACAAAAGGGUGCCAUUCUUGACUGGAGCGACUAUUAUUUUCUUCACUACCUUCCCCAGUGUUUAAAGGAUCAUAAGAAGUGGCCUGCCUUGCCACCAUCUCUCAGGGAGGUGAUGGAUGAGUAUGGGGAGGAAUUGUUGAAGCUCUGUGGGCGAUUAAUGAAGGUUUUGUCAAUAAACCUUGGAUUGGGGGCGGAAGACCUUCAAAAUGCAUUUGGGGGGAACAAUAUUGGGACUUGCCUAAGAGUGAAUUUCUACCCAAAAUGCCCUCAACCUGACUUAACCCUUGGUCUCUCUUCACACUCUGACCCCGGUGGCAUGACCCUUCUCCUCCCCGAUGCUCAGGUCCCCGGCCUUCAAGUCCGAAGAAACAACAACUGGAUCACUGUGAAGCCGGCUCCCCAUGCUUUUAUCGUUAACAUCGGCGAUCAAAUUCAGGUACUAAGCAACGCGGUCUACAAGAGUGUUGAGCAUAGAGUCAUCGUUAAUUCGGGGAACGAACGUGUAUCGCUUGCCUUCUUCUACAAUCCCAAGAGUGAUAUACUCAUCCAGCCGGUGGAGGAUCUCGUGACGCCGGAGAAACCAGCAUUGUAUCCGGCCAUGACCUUCGACGAAUACCGGCUAUUCAUAAGGACAAGAGGUCCUUCGGGAAAAUCACAAGUGGAGUCUCUAAAGUCACCAAGAUGAUUAUUCCGAACCUUGGGCCACAGGAGGGUUUGUCCGGCGGUUUACUUGAAAGCCAGAAAUUAGUCGGCGCGCAAGUUGGCUCAGACAUCUUGCACAUAUGAUUUUUGUGGAGCUCACUUCGGAUCAUAUAAAGAUGAUCCAAACUGCACAUUUAAAAAAAAUAUUUUUAAUGAAUUUCUGUAAAAAAAUAGUUAAAUCCGAUAUUUGUAAAGACUUUUUCAAAAUUCGUAGGGCAAACCAGCAAAUUUUGCCCUACAAAUUCUAAAAAAAAAAAAUUACAAAUGGGUUGAUUUUUACAAGACCCAAUAAAAAAAUGUUUCUAAAAAAAUCAACAGUUCGGAUCAUCUUUACUGGACCCGAAUUGAGCCCCACAAAAAUCAUCUAUGCAAGAUCUGUGCUAGCGAUAUGUGGGCAUGAGACUUUCCGGGAAAAAAAUCUCCAAGAUAAUUGUAAUUGCAUAGGAAAAAAAAUGAAGAAGUGGGGGGAGUGUCAUUUCUCAAUUCUUAAUGUAAAAGUAGGUCUACCCCCACAGAACCAUCAAAUUAAAUUUGUAAAUCUACCAAUCAUAUAGGGGGCUUUAAUUACCAUGUAAAAGAAAUUGCAAAGGGAAAAAUAUACUCCGUACUUACAAAGGAAACAAA